Poeciliopsis prolifica (blackstripe livebearer) is the source of this 1400-nucleotide messenger RNA. RefSeq names its product myosin-binding protein C, slow-type-like. The transcript has 14 exons. The record is from RefSeq and is a predicted model, not a curated record. The annotation marks the transcript as partial. Lineage: Eukaryota; Metazoa; Chordata; Actinopteri; Cyprinodontiformes; Poeciliidae.
ACCUCCUGUCUCCCCCCUACUAAGACUCAUCCUCAUCAGCUGCUGUUUAAGAGGAUCAUCAUUUCUUGCAAACUGUCAUCAUAAUCAUCAAAGUUUACCUGGACUAAGGCGAGUCCAAAGACUUAAAGUCACACGCACUGACUGCAUCUACCUGCAGAAAUCUAAAGUUUUCUUGCAAGCCGGCUCAAGAUGCCAGAGCCAACAAAGAAAGACGAGACGCCAAAUGGCCAGCCAGAAGAAAGUGUUGCCCCAGACAGUAAUGGUGCCCCAACCCUGCCUGAGAUUUCCCUGGAGGUUUCUCCCCCACCAGAGUCGGUAGCAGAGGGGAAAGAGCCAGUAGAGACUGAUGGGAAGAGACCAGAGCCCACUGGGCCUGAGCCAUUACAGGCUGUGGUGGCUCAGGAGCAGAACCCCGUCGAGAACGGUUCAAACCAACAGGAGCCUAGUAGGGUUGGGGUGAAUGAGCAAGCAGAGUCCUCUAGUCCUGCUGUAAAGGAGGGCACUUGCUCUCCCCCUCCGACUGAAGAUGGCAGUACAGUGAAGAAACUCUCAAUUGACCUGCCUAAUGAUAGUGACCCUGUGGCAACCACGGGCAGAAAAGACUCAGUGUGGUCUCUGGGAGAGGGUCAGGCCCCAGAGGAUGUGGACAAACCAAUCGACAAUCCACCGUUGUCUACGCUGCUGAUCGAGAGGCCACAGAGUGGAACCGUCACUGUGGGGGGUGACAUCACUUUUGUUGCCAAGGUGGAAGCUAAAGAUCUUCUCCGCAAACCGACUGUUAAAUGGUUUAAAGGGAAAUGGAUGGACCUAGCCAGCAAGACAGGGAAACACCUGCAACUUAAAGAGACAUUUGAGCGGCAAACCAAGAUCCACACCUUUGAGAUGCACAUCAUCAAGGCCAAAGACAACUAUGCCGGAAACUACAGAUGUGAGGUGACCUACAAGGACAAGUUUGACAGCUGUUCCUUUGAUUUGGAAGUUAAAGAAGUUGAAAGCUCACAGGCUAUUGAUAUUCGAUCAGCAUUCAAAAGAAGCAGUGAAGGACAAGAAGAUGCAGGAGAGCUUGACUUUAGUGGUCUCCUUAAACAUAGGGAGCACAAACAGCAAGAUGACACCCCAGAAGUGGACGUGUGGGAGAUCCUGAAGAACGCCAGGCCAGACCAAUAUGAGAAAAUCGCCUUCAUGUACGGCAUCACCGACCUCAGGGGUCUCCUGAAAAGAAUGAAAAAGAUGCCCAAAGAGGAGAAGAAGAGUGCAGCCUUUGCAAAGAAGUUGGAUCCAGCAUACCAGGUGGAUAAAGGUGGAAAGAUCCGCUUGAUAGUUGAGCUGGCAGACCCCACAGUGGAUCUAAAGUGGUACAAGAAUGGACAGGAAAUCAGGCCAACUCCAAAUCAAAGGAA